Messenger RNA from Morone saxatilis (striped sea-bass), 1674 nucleotides. RefSeq names its product G protein-coupled receptor kinase 7a (gene grk7a). The record is from RefSeq and is a predicted model, not a curated record. Gene Ontology annotation, biological process: signal transduction; regulation of signal transduction; protein phosphorylation. Bases 1 to 1674 code for a protein of 557 amino acids. The transcript is spliced from 4 exons. Gene Ontology annotation, cellular component: cytoplasm. Lineage: Eukaryota; Metazoa; Chordata; Actinopteri; Moronidae. Gene Ontology annotation, molecular function: rhodopsin kinase activity; ATP binding.
AUGUGUGACAUGGCGGGACUGGAUAACCUGGUGGCCAACACGGCCUACCUAAAAGCCCAGGGUGGUGAUGACAAGGAGAUGAAAAAGCGCCGUCGCAGCUUGUCUCUCCCCAAGCCUGAGCAAUGUGCUACGGUACGAUCUUCCAUUGACAAGGACUUUACAUCACUUUGUGAAAGGCAGCCUGUUGGCAAAAAGUUUUUCCGUGAUUUCCUGGUAACUAAACCUGAGUUUAAGAUUGCUGCUGAUUUUUUGGAUGAGCUGUAUGACUGGGAUCUGGCUGAAGGUGCAACAAAAGACAAGGCACGCACAAACAUCAUCAACAAGUAUUGCAAGGCUGACUCCAAGAACUUCCUGGCCUUUCUUACUGGGGAGCCUAGUGACAAAUGCAAAGCUGUGACAGAUGCCACCUUUGAGGAGGUGAUGAAAACCAAAGUCCAGGAAGGUGUAAGAGAGUUUUUAAAAGGUAAACCUUUUACAGAAUACCAGGAAAGCCCAUUCUUUGAUAAAUUCCUGCAGUGGAAAGAGUAUGAGAAACAGCCCAUCAGUGACAAAUACUUCUAUGAGUUCAGAACUCUGGGAAAAGGAGGCUUCGGAGAGGUAUGCGCUGUUCAAGUGAAGAACACAGGCCAGAUGUAUGCCUGCAAAAAGUUGUGUAAAAAGCGACUGAAGAAGAAGGGUGGUGAGAAGAUGGCCCUGUUGGAGAAGAAGAUCUUGGAGAAGGUUAACAGCCUGUUUCUGGUCAACUUGGCCUACGCUUAUGACACCAAGACACAUCUGUGCCUUGUCAUGACCCUGAUGAAUGGAGGAGACCUCAAGUACCACAUCUACAACAUAGGCUAUGAUGGCAAGGGUGUGGACAAGGGCAUUGAGAUGAAGCGCAUCAUCCACUACACAGCGCAGAUUACCACCGGCAUUAUUCAUCUGCAUGAAAUGAAUAUCAUAUAUCGUGACAUGAAGCCAGAGAACGUGUUGCUGGACAGCCAAGGCCAGUGCCGACUUUCAGAUUUAGGUCUGGCUAUAGAGAUUGCUCCAGAAAAGACUGUCACCCAGAUGGCUGGUACUGGAGCAUACAUGGCUCCUGAGCUCCUGAGCAAAACUCCAUACAGGACAUCAGUGGACUGGUGGGCCCUGGGCUGCAGUAUCUAUGAGAUGGUGGCUGGCUACACACCUUUCAAAGGCGCUGAGAGCCAGAAGGUGAAGGUGGAGAAGGAGGAGGUACAGCGCCGCAUUCUCAACGAGGAACCCAAGUGGGAGCACAAAUGCUUUGAUGCUGAAACCAAGGACAUCAUCCAGCAGUUCCUCAAGAAGAAAAUUGAAGAGCGCCUGGGUAUAAAGAACAACAUGGAGGAUCCCAGGAAGCACUCGUGGUUCAAGACCAUCAACUUCCCCCGUCUGGAGGCAGGGCUGGUGGAUCCUCCUUGGGUUCCCAAGCCCAACGUUGUCUAUGCCAAAGACACCGGCGACAUCGCAGAGUUCUCCGAGAUCAAGGGCAUCGAGUUUGACGCAAAGGACGACAAAUUCUUCAAGGAGUUUAACACAGGUGCUGUGCCCAUUCAGUGGCAGCAGGAGAUGAUUGAGACUGGACUGUUUGACGAGCUCAAUGAUCCCAACAGGAAAGAGGGUGGAGGAGAUCCUGACGAUGAAAAGAAGUCCGGCACGUGUAUAUUGCUGUGA